AUGUAUAUUCCGCGAUAUUCGUUUCUUCGUUUAAGUGAUGUGAAUCCACAUGUAACUGGUGUCCUUCAGAUUGUAGAGUCUGAUCUUUGCUGCCAGUGUGUUAUAAACGCGCCAUAUGCCAUUCGUCUUCCCUCAGGAACCGUAGAAACAAGGCCGACGCAGCUGUGGGAGGUGAUCGUCGUGAUUUCGUGCCCAGUUCUUUUUGUGCUGUUCCUCUGCUGCUGUGUCGUUUGCAUGAUCAUCAAGAACUAUGAUCGACAACCGUUGCGAAGGCGAAACCUCGGUCGAAUCAUGCGACAACUGCCACCUCCACCUAAAUAUGACGUCGCAAUCGCCUCCAGUCAAUCGCCGCCACCGCUCUAUUCGGACAUUGAAAAAGGAGUGAUUUUUGAUCCACUCCGUUCUCUGUCCAGUACUGCUCCAUCGUCACCAACCAGUCAAGAUGCACCGCCACUGACUAUCCAAUAUCUCUAUCCACCUCGCUAUGAGUCACCUGCGAUUCACAGUACCGUUGUUUGUACCGAUUCUGAACGCUCUACUUCACCGGUCUCCACUUCUCUUGAUUCCAGUCGUCCACCCGCUAUCUCUCAUCGACCGUCGGUCACAGUAAUUCUUAUGAACGGUUCGUUGUGA
This is a messenger RNA of Ostertagia ostertagi, 633 nucleotides long. Lineage: Eukaryota; Metazoa; Nematoda; Chromadorea; Rhabditida; Trichostrongylidae. The record is from the annotation of a GenBank genome assembly.